Pyrenophora tritici-repentis Pt-1C-BFP is the source of this 2592-nucleotide messenger RNA. NCBI's taxonomy places the organism in Eukaryota, Fungi, Ascomycota, Dothideomycetes, Pleosporales, Pleosporaceae. The record is from RefSeq and is a predicted model, not a curated record.
AUGUGCGAACUGCAAGACGCACGUGUGUCGCGCAUCGUCGUUGCGGCGAAUGGCUCGUCAAGCUAUCAUGGCCGUACAAGCGCCUUGUUUGACGAAGGCUCCCACGACCGAUCUGCUGCUGAAGCGCAUCCUCGAAUGCCCGACGAGUGGAUAGAAAGGGGUCUCGUUGCUGAAGCAGCGCGCCAGCGACAGCUAGAAACUGUCAAUUUUCGCCAUGGAAAACUCGACUUUGACGGUGUUGAGCCCGAAUUAGGCAUGCAUCUACUUUCAUUGCAUUGGAACCGCCAGCAUCACUCGUUUCUGGCUACCUACCGUCCGGCGUUUAUGCGUGACAUGGCUUGCAAUGGACCCUACUUCUCCAAGUUGCUUCUGAAUGCGAUCUACUUUGGCGCGGCAAAAUUCAGUCCACGCCACGAAAUCCGGCGAGUAGCAGACGAUGUGCGUACUGCUGGCUGGCAAUUUCGCGAAAGAGUACGUGAGCUUCUGGGAGGCUCUUUGGAUAAGAGCGAGAUUACGACGAUUCAAGCAUUGCUGGUCAUGACCAAUUCACUUUUCGCCCUUGGGGAUGAAAGAAGUGCUGCAUGGCUGUACGCAGGGCUGGCAUUCCGUAUGAUUGUGGAUCUCGGUAUACAUGUAGAUACAGUGGAUCUUGCAGGUACUCGCAAACUAUCAGACGAGGACUAUGAGAUCCGAAGACGUGUCUUUUGGGCUGCAUUCGUCAUUGACAAGAUUCAGAGUCUAUACCAGGGUCGACCAGUUAGCAUCAAGGAAUCAGACACGCUUGUACCCAUCAAAUUUCAGGACACUUAUGAGGAGCUGGAGCAUUGGACUCCUUUCGCGUACUCCACGCAAUCAGAUGCCGCUUAUUUGGGCUCCCCCGCAUAUAGCGUCUCCACAUUCCGGCAUCUCUGUCAACUGUCUGUCAUCCUGAGCGACAUACUCAGCACCAUAUAUACCGAAAGAAGCUUCGAUUCAACACCUGGAGAGCUAUCGUCGAAGCUAGAAAGUAUUCACCUAAAACUGACCACAUGGAGGAGCCGACUACCUGAACAUCUUGCUGUUGAUGUAAAAAAGGCGCCUGUAACCCCACCUCCACAUGUGCUGAGUUUGCAUGCUCUGUAUAAUGUUUUGACAAUCCUUCUGCAUCGCCCUUUCGUGGCCGAUGGUCAUCUCUACAACACGUCACGUUCAAUCUCUGUAAACUCAUUCAUGGCGUGCGCAACUGCCGCUGAUGAUAUUGUACAACUGUUAAGAGCAUACGACAGAGCAUUUAGUGUGCGAAGAGCUCCGUACCUCAUCUCCUAUGCGACAUAUGUUGCUGCAACUAUCCAUGCUCGCAUUGCUGCGAGGCGCGAGCCCGGCUCUCAUGCCCACAACAACCUAUACGCUUGUUUAGCUGUUUUCCGUGAAAACCAGGAGACAAAUUGGGCCGUGCGGCGUGCGACCGCUAUCGUGCAGAACCUGAUGAAGAGGCUAGGGGUUACUUCACCUAAUCCCGACGAUACUCAUAUCGAUAGAGACAGUAGUGACGAGAAUACACCAGGAACAUCAUCACGCAGAUCGACGGAUCGUGAGCCAAGCUUGCAUAGCCUCGACAUCGACGGUAUCAUCCAGAGCUUCGUUCGUGAGCGAGAACAGGAAACCUCUCAAGCGGUACACACAGCGCCAGCAGGCCCGACUGGUCAUGGCAACUCUUCCGAAGCCGCGGGAUCUAUACCAUCACAAUGGUCUUACGCUCAUUCGGAAAUGCCCGGCGUUGCUUCGGUUUCUGGACAGCAAGACGCUAGCAACAUCUCCUACGACACUAAUGGGACUUGGGUAUACCAAGGGCCAAACCGCAGCUAUUCAACGAAAACCCGCAGACGCAGCGACACCAUCGCGUCAAGAGAAAAGACGGUCCCAGCUUCCGUGUUACCGCACGCUGAUAGACGCCGCCAAUCCCUUUGUUCUCAUCGACAAGACGACAUUACCUGCCUUUCUUCAGAUCGAACCGGCAAAGACACACCGGAAUAUCUCAAACAUAUGGAGUCUAUUCGACGCGCGGGCGCAGUCUUGAUGGGACUAGCACCGAGCAUGGAAGCUGCUGCAAAAGUCCGCGCUACACCCAAACUGGCAAUUUUAUCGUCUUCGUCUUCCCGGACAAAGACAGACAGUAUCGAAGAUGCGGGUAGGACACCAGACAUACAUGUCCAGGCUUUUAGCAUGGGAAAGCCUCAUCCUAGUCUACAACUCACUGGCGCUGCCUGUCUCGCAUCCGCUGUAUGCAUCAACGGUACUAUUGCCCAUGCACUCGCCUCCAGCUCCCCCAAGAGGAUGGAAUUCCCAGAAGACCCAGAGUCUCAAUGGAACACUCCGGAACGCACCCCAAGCCCAUCAAACUCUGAUUACCCAUCUUCCUCUGCUUCUAGCCUGGUGCCCAGUCCGAGAACGGUGCGUCUGUCGCACUCUGCUGGCUCGAUUGAUGUUGACGUUUUGGCUACGUGUUCUGAGGCGUUUGCUUUUGUGGACCGGUGUGUUGUUUCGAGGACAGCGAGGCGGUUGUUUGAGGGCAAGGUGUAUUACUACGAGGAUCGUAGAAGUGGUGAUUUCUAG